AUGGUCAACUCCUGUUGUGGUUCUGUCUGCUCUGAGCAGGGCUGUGAUCAAAGUCCCAGCCAGGAGAACUGCUGCCAGCCCAGCUGCUGCCAGACUACCUGCUGCAGGACCACCUGCUGCCGCCCCAGCUGCUGUGUGUCCAGCUGCUGCCGCCCCAGCUGCCAGACCACCUGUUGCCGCCCAGUCUGCUGCCAGACCACCUGCCGCCCCAGCUGUGGAGUGUCCAGCUGUUGCCGCCCAGUCUGCUGCCAGACCACCUGCCGCCCCAGCUGUGGAGUGUCCAGCUGUUGCCGCCCAGUUUGCUGCCAGACCACCUGCCGCCCCAGCUGUGGAGUGUCCAGCUGUUGCCGCCCAGUCUGUUGCCAGACCACCUGCCGCCCCAGCUGUGGAGUGUCCAGCUGUUGCCGCCCAAUCUGCUGUCAGACCACCUGCCGCCCCAGCUGUGGUGUGUCUAGCUGCUGCCGUCCAGUUUGCUGUCAGACCACUUGCUGCCGUACAACUUGCUGUGGCCCCUCUUGCUAA
Messenger RNA from Apodemus sylvaticus (European woodmouse), 522 nucleotides. RefSeq names its product keratin-associated protein 4-1-like. NCBI's taxonomy places the organism in Eukaryota, Metazoa, Chordata, Mammalia, Rodentia, Muridae. Gene Ontology annotation, cellular component: keratin filament. The record is from RefSeq and is a predicted model, not a curated record. The transcript has a single exon. Bases 1 to 522 code for a protein of 173 amino acids.